AGAGAGAGAGAGAGAGAGGGGCGAUGGCCGCCGAUGGAGUAUGCGGGGAAUCGAUGGAGCAGUACCGGGUCGAGUUGGAGCGGCUCACCCAGGAACUGGCCGAGGCGAACCGGGAGAAGAUCAGGGCGGCGGAGUGCGGGCUGGUGGUCCUGGAGGAGAACCAGGUGCUGAAGCAGCGGUACGCGGACCUGGAGAUCGACCAUGACGCGCUCCGCAAGGAGUUGGAGCAAAUGCAGGAGGCAUUCGGCCAGGCUUACAGCAACCAGCGUAAGGUGGCGGAGGACGGGGAGAGCAAUGAGGAGACGUUAUUAAAGGAGUCGGCCUCCAAGGAGGCCUACUACAUGGGACGUAUUCUGGUGCUGCAGACGGAGGGGACACUGAGCCGCACCGUGGCGUCCAAUGCGCAGGCCGAGAACGAGAGGCUCAACGCACUCUCACAGGAGCUACGGGAGAGUAACGAGAUGCUGGAGCUACAGAGGAGCCGAAUGAGGGAGGAGGUUAAGGAGUACAAGUUCAGAGAGACCAGACUGCUUCAGGAUUACACCGAGCUGGAGGAGGAGAACAUUACGCUGCAGAAACUGGUGUCUACGCUCAAGCAGAGCCAGGUGGAGUAUGAGGGACUAAAACACGAAAUCAAGGUGCUGGAGGAGGAGACUGUUCAGCUCAACAGUCAGCUGGAAGACGCAUUGCGUCUGAAGGACAUCUCUGAGGGUCAGUUGGAGGAGGCCUUAGACGCCCUGAAGAGUGAGCGUGAGCAGAAGAACAAUCUGAGGAAGGAACUGGCCCACCACCUCAGCCUGAGCGACAGCGUCUACGGAGCGGGCGCCCAUCUGGCGCUCACCGUCACCGGUGUUAAGGGCCUCAAGUUCCCAGAGGAGACCAACGGCAGCGCCGUUCCCGCCGCCAACGGCAACAAUGAGGACACCAACCGGCGGAAUGACCACGUUCACACGGGCACCGGAUCGGGUAAGAUGAAUGGGGACUACCGACCGGGGAAUCGGAAAGGAGAAGGCCUGCACCCCGUGCCGGACUUGUUCAGUGAGCUCAACCUGUCCGAGAUGCAGAAACUCAAACAGCAGCUGCUGCAGGUGGAGCGCGAGAAGUCGGCGCUGCUCAUGAACCUGCAGGAGUCGCAAACCCAACUGCAGCACACGCAGGGCGCCCUGACCGAGCAGAACGAGCGGGUCCAUCGCCUCAUGGAGCACGUCAACGGCAUGAAAAGCCUCAACGGGGACAAAGAGCUCGCCGACCCGCGGGACAGCAAGAAGCCUGACGGCCGUUCCUUCUCACCGCCGGCCAACGGCCACCACGAUCCCGACAUCCACGGCCUCGAGAUCCUGGAGUGCAAGUACAAGGUGGCCGUGACGGAGGUGAUCGACCUGAAAGCCGAACUCAAGGCCCUAAAGGAGAAGUACAACACGGCUGUGGAGGGGCAGGGGGACAGCCACGGUGACGACAGGGUCCCGGCAUUGAAUGAACAGGUGACGCAUCUGGAGCGUUGCUACCGCGAGAGCAGGGUCAGGGUGACCAACCUUGAGGCCGAGCUGCGAGCGGCCGCCAGCGCGGCCGCGGAGGGCCAGGGCCUGCUGAACGCCGCACAGGACGAGCUGGUGACCUUCAGCGAGGAACUGGCGCAGCUCUACCACCACGUGUGUCUGUGCAACAACGAGACCCCCAACCGCGUCAUGCUGGACUACUACCGCCAGAGCCGCGUGACGCGCGGCGGCAGCCCGAAGGGCCCCGAGGACCACCGGGCGCUGCUCACGCCUCGCCUGGCUCGCCGCCUGGCCGCAGCAUCGGCGGCGUGCUCCUCCGAUCCCCCGCGCAGUCCCGUGGACUCCGCCCGUCACAAUGAGACGACGGCCCACGUGGUGGACUCCUGUCACGGCAGCCCCGCCCGCAACCCGGCGGGCUCCCCGGCCAUCGCCGCCUCUCCUUGCCCGUCUCCGGUGCCCUCCGAGGCUGGAGGGGACCUGCGGAAGGAGCCCAUGAACAUCUACAACCUGAACGCCAUCAUCAGGGACCAGAUUAAGCACCUGCAGAGGGCUGUGGACCGCGCGCUGCAGUUGUCCAGGCAGAGGGCGGCGGCCAGGGAGCUGGCGCCCAUGCUGGACAAGGACAAGGAGAUGUGCUUGGAGGAGAUCCUCAAACUGAAGUCCUUGCUCAGCACCAAGAGAGAGCAGAUAGCCACGCUCAGGCUGGUGCUGAAGGCCAACAAACAGACAGCAGAGGGGGCACUGGCUAAUUUGAAGAGCAAGUACGAGAAUGAAAAGAUGAUGGUGACGGAGACCAUGAUGAAGCUGAGGAACGAGCUGAAGGCUCUCAAAGAAGAUGCCGCCACCUUCUCGUCUCUCAGGGCAAUGUUCGCCACCAGAUGUGACGAGUACGUCACACAGCUGGACGAGAUGCAGAGGCAGCUGGCGGCAGCAGAGGAUGAGAAGAAGACGUUGAACUCCCUCCUGCGCAUGGCCAUUCAGCAGAAGCUGGCGCUGACCCAACGGCUGGAGGACCUGGAGUUUGACCACGAGCAGAUCCACCGCGGCCGGGGCGCCAAAGUGCCCAAGAUUAAGAGCAGCCCGCCCAAAGUAAGUGGCAGAGGCGCCUUCACGGCUCCCUCCAGUCCCAUCAGGGUACACAGCCCCUCCAUCAUCACCACCCACCUCUCCCAGACCCCGAGUAGUCCUCCCUCUGUAGAACUAACCGCCUGUCCGGCCAUGUCCGCGUGGACUUCGGACCCCAAGCCCGACAUGGCCGACCCCGAGCGGUUGACCUUAGAGUUCAGACGGCUCAUUUAUUCGAGACGAGACAUAGGGCGACCGUCCCCGUCCCACAGCGUCGGUGGCCCCGGCUCAGUGUCUCCUCACGUUCGACGGAGGCGGUGACCGCGGCAACAUCCCCCCACACGCAGCGGCAAAAUCCACCAUGCACGCAGCUCGCAGAAGCCCCUGGAUUGUAUGGGACACGAAGGGGAGGGGGGUCCCUGGUUUUCACAUGUCCGUGGUUUGAAUAUGCGGCGACACUCGCUCCAUCGGCAAAUCACCACUCAGCCCUUUUCGUAUCCUUAAGGUCGGACCGUGGAUGCUUUUUUCUAAUGAACUUUAGGAAUGUGACAGGCUUCCCUCUCGGCGUCUGAAUAGCGGCUAGUUUAAACCAACUCCCACCAAACGGCUGCAGCCCCUCACUUCAGUGCAGCGUGACUCGCAGCGCCCCCCUGUGGCAGACUCUAUUAAUAAUGUGUUAUAAUAUUUUAUAUUUUACAUUUAUUUAAAUGUCAUUUAACUGCUCUAUUCCCUAAACUCCUGUGUGUUGUAAAUUACAUUUUCUCAAAAGUUUUAUUGCAUGUCUAUUUGUCACACCUAACGUCAUGUCAAAAAGCAUCAGAGAAGGUUGAAGUGUGCUACUUGGUGUCCUGAGUGAUGUGGAAACAAGUCAGACCUCCUCUCUGUGUCUCAACCCGCGCAUUUCACUUUGUCCACACCCCCCCCCCCCCCACCCCACCUGGCCCAUUUAUACUAUCCAAGAUGAAGAGCACAAGGGUAGAAACUAUUUCUCGAUACACCUGAUGACAGCGUUUGAGUAUAUUUCUAUUCUUUGCUGUCAAAUGCUGUUUAACUCUCUCUCUCUCUCCAUCAAUCCUUUGUCCUACCUCAGAUAAUCAUUGAGUGCAUAGCAAAAGCGAAUAGUUAAUUUACAACAUUUUAAGAUAACACAACGCCAUAUAAACAACGUUUAAGUGCAACAGACAAACAUGACUGGUGGAGUUCAUGAAUAUAAUUGACUAGCAGGUGUUGUGGAGUUCAGCUGUACUGGAUUAUUUUUGUUCUCUCCUUUUUGUGUACUAAUCAAUAUGAUAUUGGAUUUUCAAGUGUGCGUGAGUGUGUGUGUGUGUGUGUGUGUGUGUGUGUGUGUGUGUGUAAAUAUGUCCAUAUUUGUGUGUCUUGCAAGCUGGUCCUUUCAACGUCAUCAAAUGAGUCAAACCAGUUUAGUGACCUUCAAACUAUGCAGCCGUGUCCCGUGAAUGUCAGGCGCUCUCUCGUUGACGUUGUGAAACACUUGAUUUCCACAGCAUGAGAGAAACCAAAUGAGGAUGAUCAUGUGUAAACGUCCCCCCCGACUAGACCUUCCCCUGUGUUGUCUUCCGUUGUCUAACCCGGAGUGUCCCCACUCUGUGCAUUUGUCUAAUUUAUCAGUUUCUUGUAGAUUGUCAGCAGCCUGCUGCCUCAGUACCGUCACUCUCCCCACAACUAAGACGAGGGAGAGCCUCCCUAGCCCGCAGGUAACCAGCCGCACAACCUGCCAGAAGUGGGCUCAUCGACAUCCGUCCACGUGUCCGUCCACCCGCCACACGCCAUCACAAACACGGCGUUCACAUUCUAUUCAGCGCGCACGUCUUCUGUUGAAUAUCUAGAAGAUGGAUGUCCCGAACUCUCUCCGUUAAUUAUUUAUGAAUAGGAUGUGGAGUUUUGCAUGGUAGGGUUCUAUACCUUUUUUAACUGGAUAUAUUUAGUCACAAUUCUCACUUCAAAAAUCAACCAUGAUAUUAAACUUAGUGUGUAGUUGUAGCAUGUAAAGAUCUAAGGCCAUUUCUUGGUUUUAGCGUUGCUGCUCAGCCAACCUUUUGUUCGUUCCUUGUUUCCUUGUGGUUUUAAAGGAAUAAGUUUCACCUUUUGGGGAAAUAUUUUGGGUUGGGGGGGCAAAGAAAGCAACUAAGUGUUUCACCAAAAAAGUUGAACUUUUCCCUUUAAUAAAAACCGCCGCCAGCUGUUUUGCCCUCAUCACACAUGCUGCAUUUCUCUUUGUUUCUCGGUUUGCUGCCACCUCGUUCUUCCAACAACUGUUCCCGUGUCUCAUUCCCCCUCCUCUCUUGUCUCUCUGCGUUCUUACAGUCCUAAAUUGUUGGCAGAACUCCAGCGACACGGCACAGUCCUGUCCGGUAGCAGUAGUCUCCUCUCCCCCUGCGUCCCUCGUAGCGGUCCGGCCCAGCAACCGCGGCCCCCCCGGCACCUGACCUCGCUGCUGCAGGCCAGACUCUGGCCAGAAGGAGUCACGCAGAGACGGAGACACUAUGGAUGGGGGUUCCUUGAAUAAAAUGUCCUUCAAACUAGCGGGUCAGACAAGGUGCUUCUUGGACUUGGGUUAUUUUAUUACAUAAAUAUUGUUUCUUGUGAUGGUGGUGGUGAUGAUCGGUGGACUACCUUUCUUACGGUACUAGUCUUUCCUAUAGGUUGGUUGGGCUUUUUUUAUACUGAGAUUGUGAGAUUUGUGCAAAUAAAGACUAUUUUAUACCUCCUAUUAUUUGUAUUAACCUUUAAAGCCGACUCUAGCGACGUGGUUGCGUCCGUCAUGGAGCUCAGGUCUCUUCAGAGACGGAGGUAGAUGAGAAACCGAGUGUUUGAGAUCAGGGCCUGGGUUGUUUUUGUUUGUUUUUUCCUCUUGAAUUGCACAGGUUUAAGUAAGUGAACUGACCUGAAUCUUUUCAACAUUAAUUAAAAGCCGACGGUUCCCCAAAGGUGAACCUCUUCACCGGUUACUGUCACUGUCAUGUCAACACUGUAUUCUCCCCAUAAAGCUUUAACUCUUUCACUGUAUUGGUUACGACUCCCAAAAAACGUUUAUCAUCACCCCCAUCGACUCGUAUUGAAGGUGGCAGGAUUUACAUUUUCUACAUCCCAGGCUACACGUUUCUCCUCCCUGCUCAGCUGUCCCCCACCUAUACUUCCUUCAAAACAGUAUGCAGUUCAGUCCAAGCACAAUUAUGCACUUUGCAUUAUAGCAAUAUGUAAAUUCCGGUCGUAGAUUGAUAUUAUAUCUUUCAACCAUUUCUGCCACCAUGAACUAACCAGCAAGCUCACAAGAAGCGCGCGGGUGUCGCAGAGACGCAAUCGAGAUUGUUUCUUUUUGAAACACUGUUCCCAACAACAUCGCGGAAUGGUCUGAUUUAGAAAGUAUCACCGAUGGAUGUAAUAUGUGUGAGUUUGUGGCAUAAUUGUAUCAUUUCUCAGUCUCUGUACACUCUUUUAAAUGUCUUUGAUGUUGUUAUUCUCCUUACUGCACUGAAUACUUAAAUACUGAAUACCUGAUGGAUAUAAAAUGGAUAAACUGAAACCACAUAGUCAGUAUAGUGUUGGAAUGACAGAUAAAAGCCUUUUUGUUCGAUCAACAAUGAAUGAGUGCUCGUUUUUUUCUCUUUGCAACUCUGGAGUGAUGCAAAUAUGUUUGGUUCAGAAGUAGCUUAUGAACGCACGCCGGCCCAUUGGUGACCUCUUGUUUGCACAAUAGAGCAGUAGACGGAAAGACUAAUCCAGUGAAAGAAAUGAAAGGUCUAAAAAGAACAACAGCUGUACUACAGUUUCUCCUCCAUUUAAGACCAUUUAAAAUUGAUUACUAUUACGAUUACUAUUACUAAAUAAAAGACCUGUCCUUCGA
Molecule: messenger RNA, 6426 nt
Organism: Gasterosteus aculeatus aculeatus (three-spined stickleback)
Lineage: Eukaryota; Metazoa; Chordata; Actinopteri; Perciformes; Gasterosteidae
Product: protein bicaudal D homolog 1-like
Biological process (GO): protein localization to organelle; regulation of microtubule cytoskeleton organization; microtubule anchoring at microtubule organizing center
Cellular component (GO): Golgi apparatus; cytosol
Molecular function (GO): dynactin binding; dynein complex binding; cytoskeletal adaptor activity
Source: RefSeq, a predicted model, not a curated record